Molecule: messenger RNA, 2561 nt
Organism: Cornus florida
Lineage: Eukaryota; Viridiplantae; Streptophyta; Magnoliopsida; Cornales; Cornaceae
Product: serine carboxypeptidase-like 46
Exons: 13
Coding region: 837-2306 (489 amino acids)
Biological process (GO): proteolysis
Cellular component (GO): vacuole
Molecular function (GO): serine-type carboxypeptidase activity
Source: RefSeq, a predicted model, not a curated record
UAAGAACGAGAGCUGUUCAUAAACAACUCGGACUCGACUCGGGCUCGUUCGUUAAACAAACAAGUUGAACCCGAACUCAAUUUCUGAGCUCGUUUACUAAACGAGCCGAGUUCGAGCAAUGCUAUGCUUGACUAGUAAAGCUCGUGAACAAGCUCGUCUAUUACAUUUACAUUGCUAUAUUUAGAAGGCUUAGCCCAUGAAUGUAAGUUAGCCCAUUUCGCAUAUAUUUCUUUGGCCCAAUUCAUAUUUUAAUUUUUAGAGGCCCAUCCUACUAACUCAUUAGCCCAAAUCAACACUUAAUCUCUGACACUCGUUAGCUUCUUUUAUCAACAUAAAAGAUUCCCCUACUACACACUCUAAUCACUUCAGUUGUCAACCAUAGAAAUCGGCAACCAUGGAACUCGUUUCCUAGGAAAUCGCUGAACUCUGUCUCUGAACAACAAGAUCCAUGGUCAUGGUUGAAAUCCAAAGCAAGCAAAAGAGAUCAUGAAGAUGGGAUAUUAACGUAAGCGCCGAAGCCAACAUUGGAAGAAAAUGGUGCAAAUUUGUAUCUACAAACGGCAAACAGUUAGAUCGACGUGAUUGAUUGUAUAUAUACAAACAGAACCGAGCGGAGCCGAGCCGAACGGAGCCGGAGCCCAAGCUUAUCCAAAAGGUACCAAGCCGAGCCCGAGCACUCCGCUCACUUAGGCGAGCGGAGCCCAAGUAACUUAAAGCUCAACUCAGCUCGGUUCAUUUGACCAAAGGCCUCAAUUGCAACAAUUUCCUCCAAGACCAUGCACAAUCUUGAGGAAUGCAUUUAGCUACUUGUAUUCUUGAUCAGUUUCUCUCUCCUAAUGGCUUUCUGGAUGCUCUUGGCAGUGGCCGCUUUAUUCUUAUUUUACAUUUCAAGGGGUUGUGGUGAACUUGUAGCAGCACUUCCAGGGCAACCAGCCAAUGUUUCAUUUAAACAGUACUCAGGAUAUAUAGUGACAGAUGCCAAACAUGGCCGAGCUCUGUUCUAUUACUUUGUUGAAGCACAAUCAGCUGACCAUCUUUCACGUCCUUUAACAUUGUGGCUCAAUGGAGGUCCCGGUUGUUCUUCACUUGGCUUCGGUGCAUUCAUGGAAAAUGGCCCUUUUCAAGUGGGAGAGAAUGGACUGCUAGUAAAAAAUGAACAUUCUUGGAAUUUAGAAUCAAACAUGUUAUAUGUUGAGUCACCUAUUGGAGUUGGAUUUUCAUACUCUAAUACAAGUGAAGACUACAUCAACUGGAAUGAUACUAGGACUGCUGAGGAUAAUUUGGUGUUUAUGAUUAAUUGGUUGGAGGAAUUUCCAAAAUUCAAAGACUCAGACUUCUUUAUAACCGGUGAAAGCUAUGCAGGCCACUACAUACCACAGCUUGCAGCCUUGUUGCUUGAUUACAACAAGAAACCAAACGUCAAGCCCAUCAAGCUCAAAGCAUUAGCUCUUGGAAAUCCACUUUUAGACCUAGAUAUUAGUAUACAGGCCGGGGAUUACUUGUGGUCACAUGGUGCAAUAUCGGACGAGACAUUGAGGUUAGAGAAGACAGUCUGUAAUGACUCGAGGCACUUCAGAGAGUACUACCGUGAUGGUCAAUUGUCUCCAGGAUGCAAAAAUGUCUUCAAUAGGGUCGAGGAUGAAAUUGGUGAUGUUUCAUUUUAUGACCUACUCUCACCGAAUUGCUUAUCGUCGAGCUCCGCCCAACAAUUUCAACCUAAGGGGUUGCAUGGAAACAUUCAUGCAAUGAUUGCUAGGAGGGGAAUGGCAGGAGAUCCAUGCCUUCCGGACAGGAUACUCACCUAUCUAAAUACACCAAUAGUUCAGAAAUCACUUCAUGCCAACACAACUCAUCUUCCUUCUCAAUGGGGAUUUUGUUUAGGGCCUCUUGUAUAUCAAAAAGACAACUUGGACAGGAACCUCACACCCCUCAUCACAGACCUUCUCAAGGAGGGCAUUCCCAUCCUACUUUUUAGUGGAGACCAAGAUUCAAGAAUCCCUCUCACUCAAACAAGGACAAUUGCAAAUAAUAUUGCCAAAGAUUUGAAGUUGGUCACCUUAACAAAGUAUGGCCCUUGGUAUGACAAAAAACAGGUAGGAGGAUGGUAUGAGUCAUUCGGCGGGCUAAGAGAUGGGAAGAAUGUAACAUAUUUGACAUUUGCGACGGUUAGAGGUGCUGCUCAUGAGGUUCCCUUCACAUCCCCUUCUCAAGCUCUCACAUUGUUCAAAUCAUUUCUGAAGGGAUCCCCUCUUCCUAGGCCCCAUAAGAUAAAAGAAAGGAUGAGGAGUAUUUCUUCACCUCUCUAAUACAACUUUCACUAUUCUCUCAAAAGUGGAAGGAUUUCUUUCCACGACUGAUACCUUAAAUCUUCUGAAAAAGAUGAAAUGGACCUCUGAAAUAAGUAUGGAGAUCAUGUUAUGAUUUGUAUAAGCUUUGGUCAGUUCAUGAAAAUUGAUGAAUGUUGUUGUUCUUAAUGGUGUUUUAAGAGACAACCUUGAAGAUUUUUGUUCGAUCAAUUAUGAAGAGGUUAAAUAUUUAAUCAAAGGCUGACCUUAAAUUAA